Messenger RNA from Caenorhabditis remanei, 678 nucleotides. RefSeq lists its product as uncharacterized. The transcript is spliced from 4 exons. NCBI's taxonomy places the organism in Eukaryota, Metazoa, Nematoda, Chromadorea, Rhabditida, Rhabditidae. The record is from RefSeq and is a predicted model, not a curated record. The coding region runs from base 1 to 678 and encodes 225 amino acids.
AUGAUGAAUCCGAAGAUACAGACUGUCUGCUUGUUUGAAGAGACUGUCACUGCAGCUUCAGCCGCCAUGAAAGUCUUCCAAAGAAACCACCUUGCGGUGGAACGACCAAUUGUUCUCGACGCCCGUCCUUCAGCUUCCCGAAACUCAUCGAUCGUCAGCCAAAAGUAUCUUGCAUGGCUCGGCAACGCAAAUAAGGUGGACAUCGCUUCUUCAGGCACGACGGGGGAGAGAAAGAUCGGGAAAUUCAGCAUGGAUGGGUUUGUCGAGCCAUGCCCGAAGUUCCCACGAGGACUCGUCAUCGAACUUUUUGGCUGCUAUUGGCACGCACAUGAGUGUCGGUACACCAACCAGUCAAUAAUUGGAGGAUUGACGACAGAAGCGAUCCGGAAGCUAGAUGAAGAACGAUUGCAGUUUCUGAGAGAACGACACGAGGUGAAAGUCGUUUGGGAGUGCAAAGUGGAGAAGCCGCGAUCUAAAAAUCCAGUCAUGGCCAAACUUUUUGAGGAAUACGAACCAAUUGGUCUCAUGGAAAUGGAGAAAGCCCUCUCAGGUGGUCGAACGGAGGCAUUCAGACUUAUGGCCGAUGAUAGUCGAUGGAUUAUGAAACAUGUUGACGUAGUCAGCAUGUACCCAGCCGUCAGAAAUGUGGAUUUUAACUUUAGUGAAGUUUUUUUAUAA